Haplochromis burtoni (Burton's mouthbrooder) is the source of this 2870-nucleotide messenger RNA. RefSeq names its product B-cell lymphoma 6 protein. NCBI's taxonomy places the organism in Eukaryota, Metazoa, Chordata, Actinopteri, Cichliformes, Cichlidae. The record is from RefSeq and is a predicted model, not a curated record. The transcript is spliced from 9 exons. Gene Ontology annotation, biological process: regulation of transcription by RNA polymerase II. The coding region runs from base 84 to 2024 and encodes 646 amino acids. Gene Ontology annotation, cellular component: nucleus. Gene Ontology annotation, molecular function: DNA-binding transcription factor activity, RNA polymerase II-specific; RNA polymerase II cis-regulatory region sequence-specific DNA binding; protein binding.
ACGGCCCUGUGUUGAAAUUCCGAGAAUUGAGCCGCUCUGUUUCUUAGAACUGGAUUCUCAGAACUGGAUUCUCAGAACUAGUGAUGCACAGAGUUUCGAGGAAACUUUUACAAGGUUAUGACAGCAUGGCCACGACUGCAGACGACUGCAUUCAGUUCACACGCCAUGCAGGCGACGUCCUGCUCAACUUCAACCGCCUGCGCAGCAGGAACAUCCUCACCGAUGUGUCCAUACAGGUGGACGGACAGCUUUUCCGAGCUCACAAGGCCAUCCUGGUGGCUUGCAGUGGCUUCUUUUAUUCCGUGUUCAUGGAUCCUGAGAAUGCAAACCUCAGUGCCAUCAGCUUAGACCCCAAAGUAGACCCCAAGGCUUUCUCCAUCCUUCUAGAUUUCAUGUACACAUCCUGUCUGAACCUUAACGACACUGUGGUCGUGACCACCCUGAAUACAGCCAUCUACCUCCAGAUGGAACACGUGGCCAACACUUGCCACAGAUUCAUUAAGUCCAGGAGCGUGCAGAGUGAAGAGAUACAGAGGAACUCAUUACAUCUGGCUGAAGAAAUCUCUGCUUUAAGGCCCGACUAUGUAAACAACUGUACACCAAACAUGCCCCUUCCUCACGAGUCCAGAGGCUACAUGCCCAGUGUUUUCAGGGGGAUCAACACGUCUGGCUCCUAUCACGUCUAUGGUGACGUCUGUAUUGCUGCUGAGAAAUUAGAAGGUUCUCCGAACAUUAGAUGCUCACUAGUACCCACCACCAACAUGGCUCACAAUGAGUCCAAUGCCAUUAUAUCCCACUCACUCCCAUCCCAUGUCGGUUACCUCCCCAGUAUCAUCCGCCCGGCAGUAGCUCACAGCAGCUUUCAAGGACCUGUUCCUCCAAUGGAGGAAGACAGCAUUCAGCACCCACAAACCAACUGUGUAAGAACGUCCCCAGGCUUUAGCAAAGGUGUCAUUUGCAGCCCCCAGAGCCCCCUUAGAUCUGACUGCCAGCCAAACUCACCCACUGAGUCGAGCAGCAGCAGAAAUGCAAGCAUGAGCCUCAAGUGGCAAUCAGACUGCCCCAAAGAUAUGAAGGCCCGCAACUGGAAGAAGUACAAGUUCAUCGUUAUGAACCAGACUUCGGAUGGGAAUGAAAAGGAGGCUCAAGGAAACAACGCUAAUGCUACCGGCGCCAUGCCCCCUACACCAAGCCCUGGCAAGAGCAGUGAGGCAGGAGGACACAGCGAUGUCCAGGCAGAAGAAGGAGCUGGUGACCAUCAAGAAGAAAGUCCCAGGUCUCAGAGUGUGGACAGCACAAGCUGCAGCAGUGUCAGCAACAACAGAUGCUCCACAUGUGGCUGCGACAGCCCUCAGUGUAUGGAAGCAGGCCACCUGUCUCCUGACUCAUACAGCAAAGAUGACUCCACCAAGCUACACUCGGAUUAUUCCACCUCCAGCUGUGAAAACAACAGUUACAUCUGCAACGGGUGCGACUCAAAGUUCUCAGACGAAGAUUCUCUCAAAGAGCACAUGGCCCAGGUCCACAGUGACAAGCCAUACAAGUGUGACUGCUGCCAGGCUGCCUUCCGCUACAAGGGCAACCUGGCCAGCCAUAAGACUGUUCACACAGGUGCAAAGCCAUACCACUGCAACAUCUGCGGAGCUCAGUUUAACCGGCCAGCCAAUCUCAAGACUCAUACUCGUAUCCACUCUGGAGAAAAGCCAUACAAGUGCGAAACGUGUGGGUCCCGAUUCGUCCAGGUGGCCCACCUUCGUGCACAUGUGUUAAUUCACACGGGGGAGAAACCGUACCCUUGUGAGAUCUGCGGAACGCACUUUCGUCACCUUCAGACACUCAAGAGCCACAUGCGCAUUCAUACUGGAGAGAAGCCUUAUCAUUGUGAAAAAUGUGACCUCCACUUCAGACACAAGAGUCAGCUGAGGCUUCACCUGCGACAGAAGCACGGGGCCGUCACUAACACCAAGGCUCAGUAUCGCGGGUCUCCCGGCAACAUCCUUACAGGCCUGGCGAACUCCUGCUGAGCGUGCUGCAGACCUUCAUCUCCCCCCCCCAAAAAAACCCCCCAACUUUUUUCUUUCACCAGCCGGUAUGCCGUCAAAAAUUCUAUUUUUUUUCUAAACACAACCAGGAAUUUGUGUUGCCCUUUACGUAUUUGUACGUGAUGCACAUACUUUAUGUAAGUUCUUUGUGAAUGUUUAACGACAGAAUGUACUUUUUUUUUUUAAUGUGAAUUUAAAAUUUCUUUUUUGGCAAAUCACUCAACACAGUGUCUGAAUUGAAGGACAGCCCUCCUUUUUGUACGCAUUGAGAAUCACUGUUACACUUGUGCUUCAGCUGUAGAUAUGACUUCGCCCAUUAAUGUGGUCUUUUGCAGUCUUACGCUGUUAUUUGUUUGUUUGCCAAGGCUUGCCUGUAAAUAAGAUAAUAUAUAUAUUUUAAGAUUGCCAUCUGCUGGCAGAGUACGAAUAUAUUUACAUUUUUCUUAAUGCAGUAAGCUUUACUGACUGUCAGUAACACCAGGAAUUGUUGUUUUGUUGUGUCAUAGGUUGUGGUACUUAUUGCAAUAAGCAUAGCUCGUCAGUCAUUUAAGCAAAUGUUUUUAUUGUAUUGUACAGUUUUCCCUUUUCAUUUCUGGUUUAAUGUUGUUGUUUUGCACAUGCACAUGAUGCUGUAAUUCAUAUAUUUUCUUACUUUUAUUCACGUAUUUCUACUUAACAUGUCAAAAAAGCUUGUUAAAAUCAGUUCUCAGCACUUGCAUUCUUAUUUAUAUAUAUAUUUUUUAUUUUUCUUGGCUGAAUUCUUUUGCAUUUGGUGCUGCAUUGAUCCGUUUUUCUCAGCAGGAUCAUUAAACUUUGAUAAUCUUUUUA